This is a messenger RNA of Lycium ferocissimum, 1589 nucleotides long. Its product is annotated as NAC domain-containing protein 83-like. The record is from RefSeq and is a predicted model, not a curated record. The coding region runs from base 734 to 1504 and encodes 256 amino acids. The transcript has 3 exons. Gene Ontology annotation, molecular function: DNA binding. Lineage: Eukaryota; Viridiplantae; Streptophyta; Magnoliopsida; Solanales; Solanaceae. Gene Ontology annotation, biological process: regulation of DNA-templated transcription.
GGAAAAUAGAAGCCUUUGCUGUUCUCAUCAAAAGAAGAAGCAGAAGUGUUGCGCGAAUGAUUAAAUUUAUAUAUGCUUUUUAGUUAACUAGUUUAGUGUUAAUUAAAUCUUACAAUUUUGCGUGUUAGUUUCUAUUUUUGGGUUUAUUUACACAGGGAACCACUGGGAUAUAGACAUUGAUAUUAUAAAAUCAAAACUAUACGUCAUUAGUGUGUGUAACUUAACCAUCUAUAAUUGUUUUUUAUAUUACUUUAGUUUUCAGAUUACUAUAUAUAGCACUAGUCAACGGCUUGUUCUUAAAUGUCACGUACUAAAUUUGUUAUUGCAGAUCAAUUGAUCAUGUAAAACAGUAUAUAUUCUCAGUGCACAAUGCCACAAUAUUUUAACUCAUGGAUUAUAAAUAACAAUGAAUGGUAGCGAAUUUAGCAUCAGAUAAAGAGAGAGUCGAAUAAUUAGUGUUUUACGAAUAAAAUGUCUUAUAGGCAUUAAUGUCAUUUUGAAAAAGGGGGAAAAAAAAAACCUUUGCGGUAAUUUAAUCGAGUUGCUUUCCAAGACAAAAAAACUAGUAUAUCCUAAGCAUUACUACAAGUUCUCUGGGCGCUUACUAUAAAUAGCCAAUCCUGCUUAUUCUAAUCACAGUUCCUCUCUCUCUAUUUUCCCCUUCAUACAAGUAUAAAUAUAGACAUUACAUAUAGAGUACUAGGAGAUAUAUAUAGCUAUAGGAGUAUUAUAUAUGGACAAGUUCAACUUCUUGAAAGAUGGAGCCAUAAAACAGCUUCCUCCUGGAUUUAGAUUUCAGCCUACUGAUGAAGAGAUUGUGUUUCAAUACUUGCUUCGCAAAAUAUUUUCCUGUCCUUUGUCCGCUUUAAUCAUUCCUGAUAUCGAUAUUUCCUGGCACGACCCUUGGGAUUUGCCAGGUAAUAUGGAGCAAGAUAGAUAUUUUUUCAGCAAUAAGGAAGCCAAAUACAGGAACGGAAAUCUAACGAAUAGAGCAACUAUGAGUGGUUACUGGAAGCCUACUGGUAUAGACAAGAAAAUUACAUGUCCUAAAGGGAAACCAAUAAUUCUUGGGAUGAAAAAGACUCUGGUUUUCUACAGAGGAAAGCCUUGUCAUGCUUCUAGAACUGAUUGGAUCAUGCAUGAAUAUCGUCUUGUUCUUCCUUUUAAUCCAUCCUUUAUUUCCCAGCAUUUCAAGAAAUCUCCUCAGGGUUCCUUGGUGCAGAUUGGCAAUUUGGUUCUUUGUCAUAUAUCUUUGAGGAAGAGAAACGGAAAAAAUGAAGAAGUCUUAAGAAUGGUUACUGAAGAUUACAGUGCUAAUCAGCAUAUUGAAGUACCAAAGCCGAUAUGGUUUUAUGAUUUUAUGAGUAAAGACUUAAAUGAUGAUAAAACUUCUUUCUCAUGCUUUUCUAAUUCUGUGAGCUCUGAUGCAAGUGCCCUCACUGAAGUUUCUUCUAGUUCAAGUGGACUAAUAGAGCAUGAAGAAGCUAGUAACCAGUUUCCAUGAUGUAAUUUCAUUAAUUAUUUGAUUUAUUAAUGCAUGCAAUAAGUCUUUUCUCCCUCAAUCUCAAAGUUUGCAUAGCAAGUCGUCC